GAUCCAAAUUUCAAAAUCAACCAAAAUGCAAAAAUAUCUACAAGGUUAGUACUUGAAAUGCCACUCGUAAAGGAGUAUAAAUAGUGCAAAUGGUUAAAUUCUCAAUAUAACAGCUCAACAUGCUCAGACUAUUGCCUCUCUCUGUUUUAAUCGUCGUGACACUUGGUGCAAAGCUUGAGUUCGGAACACGUCCGAGACUCGACGGAAGAAUCGUGGGUGGGAAACCAGUGAAGAUUGAGGAAUAUCCGUACCAAAUUUCAUUGCAAUCCCAUGGCAGCCAUGUUUGCGGAGGUUCAAUCAUUGGACCGAAUAAGAUUCUCACAGCGGCCCAUUGUACUAGCGGUUCUUCGGCAAGCUCUAUGACAGUUCGCCACUCGAGCACCUACAGAGGUUCGCAGGGUGUUGUAAUUAAGGUGGCGCACAUUGCCCAAAAUCCGGCGUACAAUCCAUUUGACAUUAGCAAUGAUGUCAGCGUAUUAACUUUAACCGAAAGCAUAAAAGAAUCAGACAUCGGCAAGCCGAUCAAGCUUGUCGAAUUCAAUGCCGUAGAAGGUGGUCGCAAGGCCGUUUGCACCGGAUGGGGCACGCUUUCUUCUGGAGGAUUCCUUCCGCUAGAACUGCAAGCCGUAGACGUUAUGGAAGUUAACAGAACGAAAUGUAAUAAGAGUUACGGUGGAGGUAUCACCGACACUAUGAUCUGCUUCGGUAGUCCGGGCAAAGACUCUUGCCAAGGAGAUUCUGGUGGACCACUCGUUGUUGAUGGAAAACAAGUUGGAAUCGUGUCGUGGGGUUACGGAUGCGCUGAUCCCGAUCAUCCUGGUGUAUACGCCCAUGUAGCCGCUCUCCGAAAUUUCAUCGACAAAAACUGAAACUCGACAGUCUACAGCCUAUUUCAAAUAAAUGCGAAACAUUA
Photinus pyralis (common eastern firefly) is the source of this 913-nucleotide messenger RNA. RefSeq names its product trypsin alpha-like. The coding region runs from base 120 to 869 and encodes 249 amino acids. Gene Ontology annotation, biological process: proteolysis. The transcript has 3 exons. The record is from RefSeq and is a predicted model, not a curated record. NCBI's taxonomy places the organism in Eukaryota, Metazoa, Arthropoda, Insecta, Coleoptera, Lampyridae. Gene Ontology annotation, molecular function: serine-type endopeptidase activity.